AUGAUCCAAUGGCUGGACUAUAACGACUGCUUCCUUGCGGCCGAAUGGGGCCAUCUGUCCGACAACCUGGGCUCGAUCCUGGCCGUCGCCGACUGGCUGAGUCGGACGGCGGUUGCCGAGGGAAAGAAGCCGCUGAAGAUACAUGGUGGACUGGUUCUAGAGAACUCCUUCAACCGAGUUGGUUUGGAUCAUGUCGUGCUCGUCAAGGUGGCCAGCGCAACAGUGACGAGCAAACUCCUCGGUAGCGGAUAUUUAGUUGUUGUGGACUGGAUCAAAGUUUCAUCGAGGAACUGA
This is a messenger RNA of Puccinia triticina, 294 nucleotides long. RefSeq lists its product as uncharacterized. Gene Ontology annotation, molecular function: lyase activity. The transcript has 2 exons. The record is from RefSeq and is a predicted model, not a curated record. NCBI's taxonomy places the organism in Eukaryota, Fungi, Basidiomycota, Pucciniomycetes, Pucciniales, Pucciniaceae. Bases 1 to 294 code for a protein of 97 amino acids. Gene Ontology annotation, cellular component: mitochondrion.